CUUUCGAUCUGUUAAGUUUAUUGAACCAAAAGACAAGGCAAUUAAAUUGAUUAGUGCAUCAUGGAUUUUAAUCCUUUUUCAAAAUACCAAGAACCAUCAACUCAACUUGAAAACUUCUUCAACUCUCUUCGACAACGACAACCAGCUCAGGAAGUGAAAUCAGUACCUGAUAAUUUAAUGGAUGUUGAUCCAUGUGAUGAUUCCAGUCCGGAUUCCAAACAAGAACAUCACCAACCACUUGACCUGAGAACAAUUUCAUCUCGAGCGCUAGUUAAGACUCAGCAACAACAGCAUUCUAUAAGCACUGAGCCUGCCAAAAGUCGCAAGCGUACAACAAAGAGAAUGCCAGCUCUACAUGACAAAAACAUGGGAAUUAAUGAAUUAAUGGAUUUUAUUUUUGAAUAAAUCAUCAAAAUUAGCUGUGACAUGAAA
Chironomus riparius is the source of this 432-nucleotide messenger RNA. NCBI's taxonomy places the organism in Eukaryota, Metazoa, Arthropoda, Insecta, Diptera, Chironomidae. The record is from the annotation of a GenBank genome assembly.